AUGCCACCAAAGCGAGGCAUCAAGAGAAAGGGCGCUGAGAGUCCUGAGCUCUCCGACGGCAUGCCCGAGUUUGGAGGCCCAGAUAAUUCCAAAAGGCUCUACCAUAGGGAUUUUGAGGAUUGGGCCAGACAAAUGGCCAAGAUCAAUCGUUUCGAAGCCGCCCAGUCCAAGGAAAUUGUCAAGAAGUUCUCUCAGAAAGCCGAAAAGCAUAAGAAGCAAUUAGAAGAAUAUUUGAAGGAUCAGGAGGAGGCCCUUAAGAAGCAUCACCAGCGAUUCCUCGCAGCUUACAAGAAGGUCUACUCCUCAGUAGCAUCCGUACCGCCAACUAGAAACUCGGCCAGCAAGCAGGCAAAGCAUGAUGUACCCGAAGACGCAGACCUACUUCGUCAGGCCCAGGGUAUUGUUGCUGGCUGUCGCUUGCUCAUCCAAAGUUACAAGGACACGGACGAAGACCUGAAGACGCAGAAAAUUGAGCUGCCUACGGCGACUUGGAGCAAGGACAAGCAGGAUAUCAAGGAACUCCUAAACUGCGGACGCGAGCACGGUGAAAGGAUCAUCGAGGGCCUGCUCGCACCCCACACAUACUCAGCGAGUGAGGGUCACGAGAAGCUGGGUGGACACGAGCAGGCGGCAGCGGAGCUCUUUGCGGAGAGCCGCAAGAAGAUUGGUGAGGAUUGCUGGGGCAGCGUCGCCUUUGAGCAGAUCGAGGGUUUCAAGGGCUUAACAGAGACCAUGGCACCACGCCGCGAGCGAUGA
Neoarthrinium moseri is the source of this 756-nucleotide messenger RNA. RefSeq lists its product as uncharacterized. The coding region runs from base 1 to 756 and encodes 251 amino acids. The record is from RefSeq and is a predicted model, not a curated record. The transcript is spliced from 3 exons. Lineage: Eukaryota; Fungi; Ascomycota; Sordariomycetes; Amphisphaeriales; Apiosporaceae.